AUGGUCCGGGGUGACGUGGGGUGGAACACAACUUCAGGAGGCAUUCAAGCAAGUUUGUCCUCCCAGCAUCUACCAGCGGCGGCUUCUAACAGCAUCAAUGACGCCAAUGAUGUCCUGCAUGCACUCAAUCCUAAUCCGAUGCACGUGCCAAACGUCCAGCAUCCUGCAGCGCACGAGAACGAGCUCAGGAAUGUAGAGAAGAUCACGUUUGGCGGGUACGGAAAAAGAAAGGGAAAAUUCCUAAGUAUCACCGGAGUUGCCGUGUCUGCUGACAAUGAGAUAUUUGUGACUGAUGGUAAGAACCAACGAGUCCAGGUCUUCAGCAUAGAUGGGACCUUACUCCGCUUGUUUCCAACCAUCGUGCCAGGUGAAAGUACGAGAAUGCACCCUCAUGGUGUUGCUAGUGACGUGGAAUCUGGCUACCUGUGGGUACUGGGGAAGAGCUCGCGCUCCAAUGGACAUGUCGUACAGUACAGUAAGAACGGACAGCCCAUCAAAAAGUUUGACGUAAGCCUCAAGAGCUUCUAUCCCGUCAUCGCGAUGAACGUGCGCAACAAUAAAGUUAUCGUGGGAGACAAAACAACCAUUAUGAUGUUUGAUCCAAACGGCUCUCGCAUUUGGAGUUCAAAAGUGCCUACAGAAGACGCGAUCAGGGGAGUCACAUCGGACAAGGAGGGAAAUGUCCUGCUGACGGAUUGGCAUAAAACCAUCCAGAAGUACAAUUCCUCCGGAGUAAAGAUACUUGAAUUCGGCACCUGUGGAAAGGUGGAGGGGCAACUGAACUCUCCCGUUGGUAUUUGUCUUGACACCUCUGGUCGCAUCAUUGUGGCGAACAAUAUGAACCACCGGGUAGACAUUUUCACAAGCCAGGGCAAGUUUGUCGGCACCAUCGCGAAAAUUAGCUACCCGUGGGCUGUCGCUAUGGGACCACGUGGAGAGUUGGUGGUGACUAGCCCAUAUAAGGUUACUAUCUUCCCACGGCACAUGGUGCUUCCUUGA
Messenger RNA from Branchiostoma belcheri (Belcher's lancelet), 999 nucleotides. RefSeq names its product E3 ubiquitin-protein ligase TRIM71-like. Lineage: Eukaryota; Metazoa; Chordata; Leptocardii; Amphioxiformes; Branchiostomatidae. Bases 1 to 999 code for a protein of 332 amino acids. Gene Ontology annotation, biological process: proteasome-mediated ubiquitin-dependent protein catabolic process; negative regulation of translation; protein polyubiquitination. Gene Ontology annotation, molecular function: translation repressor activity; ubiquitin protein ligase activity; protein binding. The record is from RefSeq and is a predicted model, not a curated record. The transcript is spliced from 4 exons.